Paramecium pentaurelia is the source of this 885-nucleotide messenger RNA. NCBI's taxonomy places the organism in Eukaryota, Ciliophora, Oligohymenophorea, Peniculida, Parameciidae. The record is from the annotation of a GenBank genome assembly.
AUGAAUAACACUCAUCAAAAAAAUCCCAUUCAACAAUCUGAUUUACAAGAAUAAAUGUAUUCCUAUAAACCACUUCUAGAUAAUUCUUAUACCAUCAUCAAAAGUCUUGUGAAAAAUAAGGAAAAUACUUGGAAGCAGAUAUAGCCAAAACAAAAUUGAAUGAAUUGACUAAAACAUUAGAUUUCUAAUAUAAACAUGAAGUUGCUGAUAGACAUUAAGAUGAAAAGUAACUAAUAGACAAAGCUCAUUUUGAUGAAUUUAAUUAAUUUAACAUCUUUUGGGAUGAGAAACUAAAGUAAUUUGAUUCUGAGGCUAAUAAUGCAAAAGAUGAGAUUCUAUCUAGACAUCAAAUUGAAUUGACAUCAUUUCUUGAAGAACUUGAUAUUACAAUUCCAUUAAAACCAAAAGAUUCGGCAUAAUUGUUAAAAUUAAGAAAGACAGAAGAACAAUUGGCAAAGUUAGAAAAGUAAUCAGCACCUAAAUCAUUUAAGUUAUAAGGAAGCUCAUAUGAUCUAAUAGAGAAUAUUGUAUUUAGAAAAAGAAGAAUUUAAUAAAUGGAAUCAUACUAGAUAGAACAAAAUUAGAAAUUUAAUAUAAUAAUUAAGGUAGAAAUAAAUAAUAGAAUUGAAUGCUUUGUAAUAACGUAUACUUUCAGUACAAGAAGAAUUAAGUAAAAAUAAAUCUUAAGAACUAUAAAAGUAUUUUAUAAUAAUAUAUAAUUAAUAUAGAAUGCUAUCAAAAUAUUAGCAUGUAAGAAAAGGAUUAGAGAAUUAAUAGAAUUAAGAAAUCAAUAGACUUGAAAAAUCCAUUAAAAAUUAAUCAAUUAUGUCUAAAAUGAAUUCUUAAAUGAAAAAACCAUAAGAUGAAAAUUACAAUCUCAAAUGA